UAGCAUAUUGUUGGUACUAGUCGCUACUCGCGUCUGGCACUCGUGUACACUUAGGUCUCGUAAGAGCAACUUAGUAUUCGACGUAAAAAUUACUUGUACUUUAAUUACUAUAAUAUUAUUGCUAAUAAUUGUGUAAUUAUAAAUUGUGAAUAUGACCAAGACCAAGAAAAGUAAAAAAAUUCUCAAUAAGCGCUUUGCUAGUAUGAAAAAGAUGAUAAAACCUACCGAUUCAAGAAUAAAAGAGGAAAAGCGAACGAUUAUUAAAAAGAAGAAAAACGAUGAUAAAACUGUUGCUGUUCGUCAUGUGCCUCAAACAAGUUCAGCACUAUUCUUUCAAUUUAAUACACAACUAGGACCACCAUAUCAUAUUUUAGUUGAUACUAACUUUGUUAACUUUUCCAUUAAGUAUAAAAUGGAUGUGGUACAAAAUAUGAUGGAUUGUUUGUAUGCUAAAUGUAUACCAUAUGUAACUGACUGUGUAGUUGGCGAAUUAGAGAAAUUAGGCCAAAAAUAUAAGAUAGCAUUAAAAAUUGUUAAAGAUCCUCGUUUCCAACGAAUACAAUGCAUGCAUACUGGAACAUAUGCUGAUGAUUGUAUAGUUCAAAGAGUAACACAGCAUAAAUGUUAUAUAGUUGCUACGUGUGACAGAGAUUUAAAAAGACGGAUAAGAAAAAUUCCAGGAGUACCAAUAAUGUAUAUUAUGCAAAGAAGGUAUACAAUUGAAAGAAUGCCAGAUGCCUAUGGUGCUCCAAAAACAUAAUACACUUGUUAAAAUUUAACGGACUUACCUUCUGUAGAUACUGCUUAUUUGUAUAAGCUCUGAACGUUUAAAUAUUGUAUGUAUUUAAUUAAAUAAAAAGUAACAUAUUGUGAAAAUAAAAAACAAAA
Messenger RNA from Adelges cooleyi (spruce gall adelgid), 888 nucleotides. RefSeq names its product rRNA-processing protein FCF1 homolog (gene Bka). Lineage: Eukaryota; Metazoa; Arthropoda; Insecta; Hemiptera; Adelgidae. Gene Ontology annotation, cellular component: nucleolus; small-subunit processome. The transcript has 7 exons. Bases 152 to 760 code for a protein of 202 amino acids. The record is from RefSeq and is a predicted model, not a curated record.